AAUUUGUAAAUUUGGUAAGUGAAAAGUAUAGUCAGUAUAGAAUUACUUAUAAGCAAACAAUUCAUUUGACAUAACAAAAUAUCAGAAAGUUUUCUAUUAUAAAGUAAAAUACAAAUAACACUGCCUUAUUUUCAUAAACAAUGAAACCCAAUUAAAAUCAAAUUAAUAUAGAAAAAAAAAAAAAAAAAAAAAAGAAACAAAGGGGAAGAAAACCCCUACACCCUUGAUCUUUACUUGUGUCGCUUUCUCAAUCACUGUGUCUGUGAUGUGUGUCCCACAACUGGUAGGCAUAAAAUAUAUCUGUGUUGAGUGCAGUCUGCCCCACCAGCCUCCUCAUAAUUCGCCUUGGCUUGGCCCCGGGGCUCUCUCUAGUCUUCUCUUUCGUUUUCUUUUUCUUUCAUUUCAACAACAUUGCUCGAAACUGACACACAAACAAAGACAGUGAUCGAGGGAGACACAGAGAGAGGAGAGAGAAGAGAGAGAGAGAGAGACAUUGAUAUUUGAUAAAGAGAGAAAACAAACGCCACCUACUCCACAACCCCACCAUGUUUGCUGUUCCUAAACACACCCUUCAACCCCAAAGACCGCAACUUUAAUACUUUCCUCCACCAUUUCAUGACAUUUCUGUUUCUGGGUUUCUCAAAUGUCAGCUGCUGCUGAGGCUACCCAUUACCGCCAUUCAGUCAGCGGAGGCAGUGACGUGUCAGCCUCCGAUGACUCGGACGACCAGUCUUGGCACUCCAUGCUUGAGUCCACCGCAGGAGGAGGAGGAGGGCCUAAGUCUCAGCUUUCUGGGGUGUCUGUUUCAGGCAAUGUUCAGAGGGGCUCUUGUGACUCAAAUUGCUCUCUGGAGUUGGAUUUGGAGAGUGGGGUUUUGGAGUUGAAGGUGGUGCAUUUGAGUAAAGUUGAAAGAAAUUGCAGAAUUUGCCACCUGGGUUUGGAGGGUGGUGGCCCAGAUGGGAUCCCAAUUGACUUGGGUUGCUCUUGCAAGGGUGAUUUGGGUGCUGCUCAUAAGCAAUGUGCUGAGACUUGGUUCAAGAUCAAGGGCGAUACAACCUGCGAGAUCUGUGGCUCCACUGCAUUCAACAUUGCCACUGAGCAGACAAAUGAGGCAAAUGGCACUACUACCACACUCCCAUCAGUACCAGCAGCACCCAUGAUCCUGGUGGAAACCAGAACCAUGUGGCAUGGCCGCCGCAUUAUGAAUUUCCUGCUUGCCUGCAUGAUCUUUGCCUUUGUAAUCUCAUGGCUUUUUCACUUCAAAGUGCUUUAAUGAACACAAGCAGGGAAAAGAAAAGGUCUUUUCUAUAAAUGUGUGGCGGCGGUAAGUUGCAGUUCCAAAUCUUAUCGUGCUUGUACUGCUACUUGUCUGUGCCCGGUCCUACUUGGCUCUACAUUCUUGUUUGAGGCUUAGUUCCAAACUUGUACGCUCUCGGUCAUCUGUAAUAUAAAAGGUGCAACCUGGCUAUCUAUAAAAAGUUAUAUUAUUUUUGGAUAGUAAGAUCCUGUUUUCCAUCUGUAAUCUCCAUUGUGAGCUCAGGGAAUAUUGUCUGGCAAAUAUUUUGUGAAUGUAAGUCAUAUCUGUUUAGGUACGGACUCAUCUGUACGGAAAAAUUCCACGGAGAUGCUCAUAAUGCCCUAGUACCAUUAAGUCAUGACGCCUGCGAAUGAAAGGCUUUUAUCUCAGAUGGCUUCUUCAUUCAUUGAAAAGGUUAAUUACAGUGUCUAGUUUCUUAAUGAUCCUUGUAAUACGCGCGUUACCAGCAUGAAUGCAUCGAUUCAAAAUUUUCGGUUCAUUCAAAUGCUAUGGCUACCUUCAACUGUUUGAGAUUGAUUAUUUCAUGUUUGGAGCAUUAUAUGUU
This is a messenger RNA of Prunus persica (peach), 1862 nucleotides long. RefSeq lists its product as uncharacterized. The record is from RefSeq and is a predicted model, not a curated record. The transcript is spliced from 2 exons. Bases 644 to 1273 code for a protein of 209 amino acids. NCBI's taxonomy places the organism in Eukaryota, Viridiplantae, Streptophyta, Magnoliopsida, Rosales, Rosaceae. Gene Ontology annotation, molecular function: zinc ion binding.